CAACUUCUUACCGCGACUCUACUACUACUACUACUACUACUACUACUACUACUACUACUACUACUACUACUAUUACUACUACUACUUGCAACACUCAGGGCACGGAGGAGGGAGUGCCGGCGUACCUGCGUUACGAGGGCAGCGUGAGGAACAGACGGCUGGGCAAGAGGGACCUGACGCUGCUCAUUGACGACAUCUGGCGGGAGAAGCGGCGGCAGGGCGACCAGGAGCCCAUGGACCAUUUCGUCGAUACGUACUUCCGGGAGAGGUGUGGUGUCUCUCAUUCCUUCCUUCCCUUUCUUUGUGACGUUUCUUCUUUUGUGGGUAUGUACAGUAUAGGUAUGUGUUUGUUUGUGUACUUGAUUUUAUUACGUUGAAAUGAAAAUGUGUCCUUGUCUUGUUUAUAUAUGUUCGUGUGUGUGUGUGUGUUUGUGUGUGUAUAUGUGUGUGUGUGUGUGUGUGAACAGUACAAGUACUUCCAUGUAUUAUGUGUUUAUCAAUUCCUAAGAUACCUUAUCUUAUGAACCUCGUAUCUCUGUAUCUAUCCUGGCGUGUCAUGCUGGCGUGUGGCCACCGCAGGUACCACCUGGAGGAGGUCCGGGCAGAGUGGUGCUACUCCCUGGCCGAUGCCUGCCAGCGGCUGGCUCAUGACGAGCAGGUGGGCCUGUUCUGGGGCAUCUUGUGCGGCCAGGUGCAGGAGCAGGUGUAUCAUCACCAGGUGGACAGCGUGUUAGCCCUGCAUGCUGCCCUUAGGCUCGCCGAUCCCCUCGACAAGGGACUGGUGUCUCGCGCGGCGCUGGAGGAGGCUCUGCGCACCGUGUUCCCGCUCAAACCCGAGGAGAAAGUGAGGGUACUGCUGGAGAUCGCGGGUCGCGCAGCCUCCGCCAAAGAUCCAAACCUCAUCAAGUACAACAAUCUCUUCCAGCAGGGUGAGUGUGCAGGGACGCGCAUGCCACUGGGGACGGAAGUGGUGCAGCAGGCGCGGGACGAGCAGGACACCUACAUCCAGGAGCUGCUGCAGGAGGUGGGUUACGGCGCCGUAGACGUGACGGUGAAGGAGCUGAGCCGCGCCUUCACCAUCAUCGACCCGAGGAUAGAACAGAGUGACCUGGACGCCUACCUGGAAUGGGUCUUCAACGUGUCCAAGGAAAACCUCAAGAUGUGCCCACCGGUGCCGCUGCCCCUGCUCGCCGCCAGGCUGCAGACAGGACACAUCGUUAGGGUCGGCGCUCGGUCAUGAGAUGUCACGGCCACGGAGGAAGCAACAAAGACGUCGUUAAAGGAGAGAAAAAUAAUCUCAUAUCAUGUGUUAUUUUUACGAACGUAUGAUCAUUCUAUUUAAAUUUCAUGAUUUUUUUUUCAUACCAUGUUGGUCCUCCCUCCCUUCUUUUUUUCAGCUUUGAUUCAGGGACACCAACUUAGAUUUAUCUGUUUCUUUUUCCAAGAAAAUAUUUUCAGCUCGUUAAUUCCAACAUGCAUGCAUGUCAGAUAUCCAAAAUAUAUAAAGUAUAUAAACUCUUAUAAACCCUAUCAUCUUUUCCUCACCGAAGUGCAAGUAUCAGAAGCAAGUGACAGUAACCUCUUCUCCGUUCUUUUCUGCUUUCUCCAUCAUCACUUUCACUCCAAAGCUGGAUGUUGCGUCUACGUGCGCAACGACAUAAUUUGCUCUCGUGCCCACCCUCUACAUUACAAAAUGAGCAAGAGUCAUCUCAGGCUGAGGUGACUGUGCAAAGAGUGAAGGGUGUCCUGGCAGUGGAGGUGGCAACUCUUCCUUACUGGAACCUCUGACUCUGUUGGGUAUGCAAGUUAGUUUUAUGAGGUGCAUACCAAACUUAUAUGCCCAUGUCAGCUCUUUAAGUGAUACUAAUGAUGGGAGAACAUAGUAUAUCGGCAGUGACAGAGUGUUCAGUGUCGAGAGUGAGUGGAAGGUGAGGUCAAGUUGAGUAAAGAGAAGGGAACACGAACACGGAGCUUCAGCAGGUUGUAUUUAACGUGUGCGUCAGGCCAUUACUUGCUGAAGGUGAGUUUUAGUAGCCCUAGAAGAUGUUAAUUGGUAAUCCGGCGGUAAGAGGCUUGCGGGCGGGGGCUCAUGGGGUGAAGAAGGUUGAAGAAGAGAGGAAGGAAGAAAUAGAACAAGAAAAGCUCGUCAGAAAAUAGAACACGC
Scylla paramamosain (green mud crab) is the source of this 2164-nucleotide messenger RNA. RefSeq lists its product as uncharacterized. Gene Ontology annotation, cellular component: cytoplasm. The coding region runs from base 488 to 1240 and encodes 250 amino acids. The record is from RefSeq and is a predicted model, not a curated record. Lineage: Eukaryota; Metazoa; Arthropoda; Malacostraca; Decapoda; Portunidae. The transcript is spliced from 5 exons.